Molecule: messenger RNA, 4607 nt
Organism: Liolophura sinensis
Lineage: Eukaryota; Metazoa; Mollusca; Polyplacophora; Chitonida; Chitonidae
Product: ubiquitin carboxyl-terminal hydrolase 40-like
Exons: 32
Coding region: 106-3873 (1255 amino acids)
Biological process (GO): protein deubiquitination
Cellular component (GO): nucleus; cytosol
Molecular function (GO): cysteine-type deubiquitinase activity
Source: RefSeq, a predicted model, not a curated record
AGCCAUUUGAAGCACUUUUCCAUUAGGAUUUUAGAGGAUCACGACUGAAGGCUACUUCGCUAUACUGUCUUAUGAGGGCUAAUUUGGGACAAUUUCCAGCCAGCAAUGUUCGAAGGGUUGUUCGACGAGUCGGACGGUGUAGGGUUGGGAGAUAGCGGGUUGGCACCGCCCGGGGGAGGGGUUGACAUCCCACCACCCCCCAGGCUCAGCUGUGGCCUAGCUGGAAUUAACAAUCAGGGGGCUACCUGCUAUCUUAACUCUCUGCUCCAAACGUUGCUCUAUACCCCAGAUUUCAGAGAUUGCCUGUUCAGUUUGACAGAGGAAGAGCUUGGGAGACUGGAGGAGAUUGGAAAACCGGGGUGUAAGGUCAGAGUAAUACCCAUCCAGCUGCAGAGACUGUUUGCUAGGCUGUUGCUAAGUGACCAACAGAGCAUUUCUACAUCAGAGUUAACUGACAGUUUCGGAUGGACAAACCAUGAGGAGUUGCAGCAGCAGGAUGUACAGGAGCUCAACAGGAUUUUGUUUAGCGCCAUAGAGGACUCGCUGGUGGGAACCAUGGGACAGGGCUUUAUCUCUCGACUCUACCACGGAAGGACUGUCAACCAGAUUAUUUGCCAGGAGUGCCACAGAAUCAGUGAGAGAGAGGAGGACUUUCUUGACUUGACCUUGACUGUGACAGGUCACAUCAGUGUGGAGCAUGCUCUGUCAGACUACUACUGUGUCAGCGAGAAAAUGGAGGGCCGGAACCAGUACCGCUGCGAGAAGUGUAACAAACUGGUGGAUGCCAAGAAGGGGGCCAAACUCCGCAGUCUGCCAUCAGUGUUGACCAUCUCCCUCCUCCGGUUCAGCUUUGAUUUUCACAAAAUGGAGAGAUAUAAGGAAACUGGAAAGAUGACAUUUCCAUUAACAUUAGACAUGAGCCCUUUCAUGGAACAGACAGAAUCAGUGGACUCGGAGCUGUUUGAAUUAUUCUCAGUGGUGAUUCACAGAGGCGGAGCUCAUGGAGGUCAUUACCAUGCCUACAUCAGAGAUAUACACGCCCUUGGCAACUGGACAAGCCCGGAAGAGGAAGAAAUCCGAUUACCCAUAGACCCUAGCACAGGAAGUGUGGAUUACCUGGAGGUGGACUGCCCACAGGACUUGGUUACCGCACUGUUGCUAAGGGCGGGGCAUCAGGGACUGUCGAUGGACAAACUCUGUUCAGAAAUGACCAAACAGACUGGAGUGUCUUGGAAUAAAAGAUUCAAGAAACAGUAUGGGCCAAUUAACAAGUUUCUUAAAAAACAUGACGAGCUCUUUGAUUUCAACCAAGCUGCUAAUUGGGUGAGCUUGAAGAGCCGAGAUAAAUCUGCUGCUGACGUUUCUCCAGCAAAGAGAGGGACGUCCAAGAACGAUGCUGAGAAGAAAGGGGAGAGGACUUCAGAUGGUGCAAGCAACAAUAUGGACUCUAAAGCAACCUGUGACAAAAACAUAAAUAAAUGCACGACCGAAAAGCAAGCAAGGCCACAGACGCCCGCCCCACUCCCAGGCUAUUGCUGGUUCAACUUUGACGACUCCCGUGUUCAUCCAAUCAGUGAGAAGGAGCUUGAGAAGCAGUUCUCGGGGAAGGAGAGUGCGUACAUGCUGUUCUACAGGAGAGUGCCGUCUACUGGCAUCAAUGAAAAACCAAAGGAUGUUCCAGAUAGAUUGGUCACCAUGGUGAUGUCUGAAAAUGAAGAGCUACACCAAAGGAGGGUUGACUAUGACAUCAUCAUCAAUAGCAUAACAGUUCAGGUUCACUUUGGGGUUGACUACGAGUACAGGAUGGGAGCACUUCAACCUCAAGAUCAGUCCUCUUUUACUGAACUAACACUGGACAGAAGGAAAACCUUGGCUGAUCUAGCUCAACAAAUUAUAAAGGUAGGAGGAGAGAAAAUCCCUGAACAGUUUGUGGUUCACCGAAUGCAGACUCUGCCAGCUGGAGGUCAUUUGUUUGAAGAAAUUCCUACAGAUGACGAAAGUGUAAAGCUACAAGACUAUGACAUCAUAAGUGGAACUCAACUGUUUGUUUGGAACGGUGAAACAGUCCAGGGUGAAAUUAUUCCAUGUGGGCAUGACCUUCGGCCUUUAUCUCUGACUGUGAUAUAUGGGAACCCCUCCAAGUUCUCAAGGGGCUUCCCUAAAAAUAUGACCUUGCAACAAAUGAAGGUCACUGUAGGAGACCUUCUUGGUCUUGAACCAAAUGACUAUGAACUACAGAAGCUGAAACGCAAAGGAGAGGACAUCUUGACUGUGGAGUUCAAACCCGAAGAACGUGACCUCCCCCUCGAGGACCUUAAGUUGAUAGAUGGAGAUGAGGUUGUAGUUAUCAGGAGAGGGUCAGAAGGGUCAGCAGUGCUGUCCAGCCUGUGCAGCUCAGUGACAAGGAUGUGUUUUAGGGUGGAGAACAGAUGUGGUCAGAUAUUAGAGGGUUACAGCUGGCCUGUCAUUGAGGUGGAGGUAGACAAGGAUGCUACUGUUGGAGAGUUAAAACAGAUGGCACUGUCUAAGGCAGGACUGGAGGAGGUUCCAGAAGGAGGGCGUCUCAGAGUGGACCACGAAGUUAUGGGACUGAAACCUCCAUUGUAUGAAGAGUUAUCUCUCUCAGCAGCCCAUCUUUCACCUUUGACCCCCUUAGUCAUGGAACCUGGAGCUGCUCCAUUGACUAAUCAGAUAACCUUGACCUUCACUGCUGCUGAUCUUAAAGACUGCCCCUAUAUGGAGAUGACAGUUGACAGAGGUUUGUCUGUGGGGGCGUGUCUCUCCCGGAUGAUUGAUGCAGCUGGAUUCUCUGGUGAUGCGUGGCACUUACGAAAAACCAACUGGUGUGGAGAUUUAGCAGAAAUCCUGGAUGAUGUGGAGAAAAGGUUGGAAGAUGCCCCUCUCCACCAUGGGGAUCAUGUCGUCCUGGAAGAGGGCAAACUUCCUCCAAAGGGUUACCUGAGACUUCCUGUCUCCCUCUAUCCAUCCCCAAAUGCUGCACCAGGGGCAGACAACUCAGACGGGAUGCUCAGCUGGAUCUCACGAGGCAUUCAAGGUUUGUUAGCUCCCUCCUCAUCCCCUCUGGUAGAGCUUGAUUACAGCCCCAUGCUCAUGGGGUAUGUAGAAAUCUCCAAAGAGGCCACCUUAGAAGAUCUGAAGUUACAGGUUAUGACCUUGCCUCAGGUCAUGGAUCUUCCAAUUCCCUCCCCAGACUUCCUGCGACUCCGCCUGGUGGAGCAAGGGAGACUAUCGAGUGUGCUCAAAGGACCAGCUCAAACAUUGCAGCGUCUGAAGUUGAAUUCUUCUAGUCAGUUGGCAAUCCAAGUUCUGUUUGAAGAAGAAAAAUUAACGCAAUCCCAGAUGGUUCUGUCCAUGCAGCAGAGGUUAUCAGAGAGCAGGAGUUAUGGUCCUGCUGUGGAGAUUGUGUGGGACACCAGUCGGGGAGCCUCAGCCACGUGUUUGCGUCAGCGCUUAGCGGACAACCUCUGUAUUCCAGCUCACCAGGUGGCGCUGGCUAAAUACUUUCCCCAGCGCUACGAUUGGAUGCCGAUUCAGGAAGUCACCAAGAAGUCUGGGAGUCAUAAGGGGAAGAAGAAAACUGCUCAACCUAAAGGUAACCUGAAGAACUCCCCAUACUUCAUUAAAGAUGGCGAUGUCAUAGGGGUCAAGGACUUGACUCAGGCCGCAGAGAACAGGUUUGACUUCAGUACAGCAGAGGAUGAUGCUGGGAGAGAGAGACUAAAAGAAGAGGAUAGACAGAAGAGACAGAGACGCAAGGAUAGUCGCAAAAAUGCACUGUCCGCUGGAGAUGGGCUUUAUGUGAGAAAACGACAAGAAGUGGGUCUGCAUAUCAAAGUGGACGACUUCAGGUGACACAAGAGACAGGGAACAGCAGGUCUUAAACAAACUGUACCAGACAUCAGGUGACACAGACACACUCAGCUUUAAGACACAGGGAACAGCAAGUCUUAAGUAAACUGUACCAGACAUCAGAUGACACAGACAGCUCUGGAGCAUACAUACACCUGUCACAGCGCAUGCUUUCUGAGCAUGCUCUGUGUGCUGUACACACACAGCUUUAUGGCACGGGGAACAGCAAGUCUUAAGUAAACUGUACCAGACAUCAGGUGACACAGACACACUCAGCUUUAAGACGCGGGGAACAGCAAGUCUUAAGUAAACUGUACCAGACAUCAGGUGACACAGACAGCUCUGGAGCAUACAUACACCUGUCAUAGCGGAUGCUUUCUGAGCAUACAUACACCUGGCACAGUGCAUGCUUUUGGAACAUACACACACCUGUCACAGUGCAUGCUUUUGGAACAUACAUACACCUGACACAGUGCAUGCUUUUGGAGCAUACAUACACCUGGCACAAUGCAUGCUUUUGGAGCAUACAUACACCUGUCACAGUGCAUGCUUUUGGAACAUACACACACCUGUCACAGUGCAUGCUUUUGGAGCAUACAUACAGAUGGCACAGUGCAUGCUUGUGGAACAUACACACACCUGUCACAGUGCAUGCUUUUGGAGCAUACAUACACCUGUCACAGUGCAUGCUUUUGGAUCUUACACACACCUGUCACAAUGCAUGCUUGUGGAGCAUA